GGCGGAGCCCUCAGCCCGCCGGGUGCAUGGACAGGAGCUCCCUGCUGCAGCUCAUCCAGGAGCAGCGCCGGGUCGGAUCCUGCCCGCUGCUCCCUCAAGGACGAGGGGUUCUGGGCACGGAACCCCAGCGCCCCCGCCGGGAUCUGGGUGCCGCAUGGAGCCCCGGGGGUGUCGUGGGCUCGGUCCCGCCGGCGAGGCGGGGGUCUGCACCCACCCCUGUGACCUGAUUGCGGGAUGAGGCCGUAGAGCAUCAGCGCUGCGCGGCGUGGGGCUCUGCUCACUGCACGAUGGGGCCUCGAGGGGUUUCCACCCGCGCUCCCCCGGCCCCCACCAGCCCCCCUUGAGCUCCAUCGCCUCGUCCCUCCAUCCCCACCCAGCCCUGGCCCAGAUGGCGGCUCUCCCCUGGGCAUGGGGAAAGAAUUCCUGGGGCUCAGGAAAAGAAACUGAUCCCCCACUCGUCCCCCGCUGAUUCCAUGACCUUGGCUGAGUCCCCCGGCCCGGGAGCCCCGGUGCUGUCCCCCGUGUCACCCCCCCUCGGGCACAGGGACUCCAUGUGAACCCGAGCUCCUCGAGAACUAGCAGCCUCAUCCCCGGGAAUGAGCAGUGCUGAGAGGGCUGGGGCCUGGGGAUUGGGCCCUCCGGGGGGGGGCGUAGGGUGCCAGUGAGGUUGGGGUGGGGGGAGAUACACCCCAAAAGCAGAAAGGGGCUCCCCGGCCGCUGACAGGGCUCUUGGUGCUCUUGGGGCAGGUGCCUCAGCGUGUGCCAGUGUGGGGACAGCUUGUGCCAGGUUCUGGCGUGACACACACACGUGGAGCCUGUGGGGUGACGGCUGUGGGGCAGGGGGACGGUGACACCAGGGUGCUCCCGCCCCCCACGGCUGGGGCUGCUCCCAUGGGCUGGUGGCCUCUGAGAUGUUGCAGGUGCUGUCUGCACCCCUCAUCCUACCCUGCACCCCUCAUCCCACCCUGCACCCCUCAUCCCACCCUGCACCCCUCAUCCCACCCUGCAACCCGCUCCGGGCAGCCAAAGCCCUUAGGAAUGAGGCUGGGGCUGUUUCCUGCCCGGGGAACAGGGAGGGAUGGGAUCCCCACCCGGUGGGGAUACGAUCCCAUGUCCCAAGCACUCCCUUUCCUGCCCAUCCCAGGAGGAUGAGGCUCCUCUCCCUCAUUCCCUCCCUGCAGGAGCAAGGAGCAAACCCCACCCGACCUCAGGGUGAUUGCAGGGGCUGUGCUCUGGCCGUGGGUGCCCCCUCCCCAUCUCCACCCUCCUGUGCCAUCCCGGCUCCCUGUCCCCAUGAGAGGUCCCGUGUCGGGCGCCCCGUGGCCGCUGUCCCCGGAGGGCUCGGGGCGCCCGGCCUGCUCUGGGAGCCCCGGGGAUGGCACAGGGUGCCCCGGGCAGGGCGCGGUGGAUGCCAGCGGCCGGCGGCAAGGGCGGCGGGAGGAGGAGGAGGAGGAGAAGAGGAGGAGGAGGAGGAGCCUGGUGCCAGGGCUGCGCGUGUGUUUAGCUUGGUGGCUUCCUGGCUGGCAGGCUGCUGGCGGCGAGAAAUAACUGAGUGGGAGAGUGUUGGCUGCGCCGCGGGGAGUUGGGGACAGCGGCACGGCACGGGCAGCAGCGUGGCACAGGGCACCUCUCGGGAGACGGGCCGGGGUGGCUGCGGGCUGCGGUGCCCCCCGCAGAGGCAGGGACAGGUGCCACGGAGCCAGGCGGGAGGCACCAGGGGCAGCAGGAGGUGUCCCCAGGCGAGCAGGGAGCCGCAGCAGUGGCGCCCCGGUGAUGCUCCGUGCCGUGCCCGCAGCUCGACCCCGAGAACACCGGCUUCAUCGGCGUGGAGACCUUCGCCAGCCUGGUGCACAGCCAUGAGCUGCCCCUGGACCCCGCCAAGCUCGACAUGCUGGUGGCCCUGGCACAGGGCAACGACGAGGGCCAGGUCUGCUACCAGGAGCUGGUAGACCUGAUCAGCAGCAAGCGCUCCAGCAGCUUCAAGCGCGCCAUCGCCAACGGGCAGCGGGCGCUGCCCCGCGACGUCCUGCUGGACGAGACCGGCCUCGGCAUCUACAAACGCUUCGUCCGCUACGUGGCCUACGAGAUCCUGCCCUGCGAGAUGGACCGGCGCUGGUACUUCUACCAGCACCGCACCUGCCCGCCGCCCGUGUUCAUGGCAGCCGUCACCCUCACCCAGAUCAUCGUGUUCCUGUGCUAUGGGGCCCGGCUGAACAAGUGGGUGCUGCAGACCUACCACCCCGAGUACAUGAAGAGCCCCCUGGUCUAUCACCCCGGGCACCGGGCGCGCGCCUGGCGCUUCCUCACCUACAUGUUCAUGCACGUGGGGCUGGAGCAGCUGGGGUUCAACGCCCUCCUGCAGCUGAUGAUCGGGGUGCCCCUGGAGAUGGUGCAUGGCAUCCUGCGCAUCAGCUUCCUCUACCUGGCCGGGGUCCUGGCAGGCUCCCUCACCGUCUCCAUCACGGACAUGAGGGCCCCCCUGGUUGGGGGCUCGGGGGGGGUCUACGCCCUCUGCUCUGCUCACCUCGCCAACGUCGUCAUGAACUGGGCCGGGAUGCGCUGUCCCUACAAGCUGCUGCGGAUGGUGCUGGCGCUGGUGUGCAUGAGCUCCGAGGUCGGUCGCGCCGUCUGGCUCCGCUUCUCGCCGCCGCUGCCGGCCUCGGGCCCGCAGCCCAGCUUCAUGGCGCACCUGGCGGGGGCCAUCGUGGGCAUCAGCAUGGGGCUGACCAUCCUGCGCAGUUACGAGGAGAGUCUGCAGGACCAGUGCGGCUGGUGGGUGCUGCUGCUGUCCUACGGCACCUUCCUGCUCUUCGCCGUCUUCUGGAACAUCUUCGCCUACGACCUGCUGGGGGCACAGAUCCCCCCCCCGCCCUAGCCAGCUCCCCCCCGCCCCGACUCCACGGUUGAUUUGGUUUCCGAGCCCCCGGUGGAGGGGCUGGGAGGGUCCCCGCGCGUGACAUGGGGACAGGCCACCCCCCGCCCGCCUGUCCCCUCGGUGCUAGCGAUCGCGCCGCCCUCCGCCCCGGGCUGCGCCCCUCGAUGUCCCCUGCCGCCCCCCCCGCCGUAGCCCCGUCCCCAAAGGAUGCUUCGGCCCUGCCCUGGCACCGCCAAGCCCCCGGGGUGCCCGCAGGGCUCGGAACGCACCUCUCGGGAGGGAGCCGGAGCAGCGGGACCCCCCGCCGGCUCCCGGACCCCCUUCCCAGGGUGGGGGCUGCCUCGCUGCCCCCCAGGACCUGCACUUUCACACGAAGGACUGGUGCCAAAAGAGGAGCGAUUUAUUUUUCUAUGCCAAAAUAAAUAUAAAUAAAAGAAAGAGGAAUUUAACGAGAAGAAGGAUAUGGGGAGAGCCCGGCAGGAACCAGCUGAGACAGGCACGACUCGUUUUGGCGGUGCCCUCGGCGGCACAGCCCCCCCGCUCCCUUCCCGGCCCCCCCCGCUUUGCUGCCGGCCGCCCUCCCGGGACAGGGGCUGGCCCCGGGAUGGGGGCGCGGGGGGUCCCCGCUCUAAACCCCACCCCCCCCAGACCUUUUUGGAGUAUAAAUA
Molecule: messenger RNA, 3543 nt
Organism: Serinus canaria (Common canary)
Lineage: Eukaryota; Metazoa; Chordata; Aves; Passeriformes; Fringillidae
Gene: RHBDL1
Product: rhomboid like 1
Exons: 8
Coding region: 1889-2875 (328 amino acids)
Cellular component (GO): membrane
Molecular function (GO): serine-type endopeptidase activity
Source: RefSeq, a predicted model, not a curated record